AUGCUGCAGCAUGUGCCGGUCUUCCUCCAGAAGACGUACGACAUGAUCCAGAACUGCCCCGAGUUCAUUGCGACGUGGUCGACGUCCGGCGAGACCUUCAUCAUCAAGCGCAUCAACGAGUUCGCGGCCGAGAUCCUCCCGCGCUACUUUAAGCACAACAACUUUUCGAGCUUUGCGCGCCAGCUCAACUUCUAUGGCUUCCACAAGGUCAAGAAAGAGGACAUCCUUCUCCGGACGCGCACGCCCAACGCGCCGGACGCCGCGCUCGAAGCCCAGGGCUGGUGGGAGUUCUCGCACCCGCUCUUUGUUCGCGACGAACCCGAGAAGAUGGCCAGCAUCCGCCGCAAGACGUACGCGGACUCGGCGCACGUGCAUCAUAACAAUGCCUCGUCGUCCGCGUCCGACAACAAGUCGGAGCUUGAGGAGCUCAAGGGCUUUGUGAGCGAACUCGUCGACGACAUGAAGGGCGAGCUCGCGUCGCUGAAGAGCCAAGUGAGCAUGCUUGCGCAUCACAUGUCCUCGAUCGGCUCGCUCAUGCAGAUGAUCGUGCAGCAGCACCAACAGCAGUCGUCGAUGACAAUGCCGCACCAUUUGCCCGCGCCCAUGCACAUGCCGACGAACGACGACUAUGGCCACCAGCCGCUCAAGCGCCGCAAGAUGGAGCACGCGACCUCUACGUCGUCGUCGUCACCACCGACUGCGUCGCCGGCCAUCCUGCUGCCACCGCUCAACUCGAUCCGGCACCACAUCAAGGCGGACGAGCCGCCCACGCAGAACCAUCACUUGGACGAAUCCGAGGCGACGGCGGCCUAUUUGCUGUAUCACGCGCGCCGGAACGACCCGCCACCGAUGCAGUGA
Messenger RNA from Saprolegnia diclina VS20, 858 nucleotides. RefSeq lists its product as hypothetical. The record is from RefSeq and is a predicted model, not a curated record. Gene Ontology annotation, biological process: regulation of DNA-templated transcription. Lineage: Eukaryota; Oomycota; Saprolegniomycetes; Saprolegniales; Saprolegniaceae. The transcript has a single exon. Gene Ontology annotation, molecular function: DNA-binding transcription factor activity; sequence-specific DNA binding. The coding region runs from base 1 to 858 and encodes 285 amino acids.